GCGUUUGAGCCUGGAGGCUGCUACUAGAUAGUAUUUGGUGAUGAAUCGAUACACACAGCUGAUUUAAGAAUAGCAACUGGAGUGUCAUUUUUUACAUCUAAAAACGUGACUAUUUAAUUUUGUUUAUAUAAAAUAAUUCUUAAUGGCUACAUUGGCUAUUUCACGAGUUAAUAAUCAAUGCAUAGUGUAACGAUUCGGUUUUCCGCAACGUUAGCUAGCUAGCUUUCUCUGAAGUUAGCUAGCUAGCAACGUUAGCCAGUAAGGGUAACAAACAUCCAUUCAUACCGUUUGAUUGACUGUUUAACCAUCAAUAUGGCAAAGCAGAAAACAUCUGCAAAAACUCUUAUAAUCGAAGAUGAUGAGGUCCAAGAAGAUGGAGACGAGAUGAAUCCCUUCUCCUUCAAAGAGUUUAUCCGCAGCAAAAAAAUGUACCCAGAACUUAAAGGCGAUCCAGAUGAGAGGAACUAUUCAACGCGAAAGAAGGCCUAUGGGAGCACAUUGCUGGGUGAGGGGGAAUAUACUACCCCUAAGAGCUUUGAUCAAGACUUCCAGGGUCACUUUUACAUCGACCCAACACCAUUUCCUCAGUCUCUGGACAACGAGACCGAGGAUGAGUGGGCUGGGAGUUACCAGCCAUCAGCCAUUGAGGAGGCGCAUGAGUUUGGACUGUGUGGCACUGCAGCAGCAGAAAGCAGCACAUACUCCGGUCAGUCCUCCCUGUGCACAGAGGAAGAGGAGGACACUUCCUCAUCUCUUUGGCAGGUGGACAAGGAGUUCUCACCAGAGGCCAGCCAGUCCAAGAGGGCCCCAGUGAACUAUGAGGGAGAUGAUGAGACAUCCAUAGCUGAGCACUCCUACAAGACCAAGAAGAGUAGUACUGAGACAGGAAAUAGGGAUCAACAGAAGCUGAGGGAAGAAAAUGCACAGCUCAGGAAGCACAUUAAAGAUCUUGUGCAGAAGUCUGAGAAUGAUGAUCAAAGAAUUCGACAGCUCACGGAUGAGUUGCACAAAAGAAGAGUACAGGAGGAGAGGGAGGCUCAAGCUUUGGAGACCAUGGUCCACUCUGUCGAGCAAAACCUGCAGUUAAUGACUAAACGAGCAGUAAAGGCUGAACACAUUGUAUCAAAACUCAAACAGGAGCUUCAUCAAUUACAGGGUCAGGUUGAGGGGUACCGGUAUGAAAAUGAGAGACUUCGAGCAGGAGAGACCGUUGCCCUGAAUACAAUGAAACAUAAUGCGCAGGUGGCCUCGGAGUAUCUUAACAAAGCCGCACAGAAUGCCGAAACCUCAAUCAAGCAAUUACUCACAGGAGCAGAGACUCUUUGUCUAGCAUCUCAACUUCUGCAGUCCAUUGACAACAUAUCUGAGAUUCACAAUGAAGGCUGAUGGAGUUUAAGUUUGUUAAAAGAUCUAGGACGAUCCACCAAAAUGUAGAAGACAAUGUUGGUGGUUCACACAGCAAUCAGAGAAUGUAACGUUGUGGUGGGUGCAAUAAUUUGUGACAAAUGAACAAAGAUUGCAUAUGUUUUUUUACUUGUACUACACUGCGUGCACAGUUAUUAGGCAAAUCGUAUUCCUCAAGAUUUAUUUUAU
This is a messenger RNA of Esox lucius (northern pike), 1593 nucleotides long. It is a transcript of the gene entr1, whose product is annotated as endosome associated trafficking regulator 1. The transcript is spliced from 8 exons. The record is from RefSeq and is a predicted model, not a curated record. Gene Ontology annotation, biological process: positive regulation of protein localization to cilium; positive regulation of cilium assembly; regulation of cytokinesis. NCBI's taxonomy places the organism in Eukaryota, Metazoa, Chordata, Actinopteri, Esociformes, Esocidae. Bases 313 to 1386 code for a protein of 357 amino acids. Gene Ontology annotation, cellular component: ciliary basal body; midbody; centrosome.